Candoia aspera is the source of this 2171-nucleotide messenger RNA. RefSeq names its product La ribonucleoprotein 7, transcriptional regulator (gene LARP7). Gene Ontology annotation, molecular function: RNA binding. Gene Ontology annotation, cellular component: ribonucleoprotein complex; nucleus. Bases 162 to 1934 code for a protein of 590 amino acids. The record is from RefSeq and is a predicted model, not a curated record. NCBI's taxonomy places the organism in Eukaryota, Metazoa, Chordata, Lepidosauria, Squamata, Candoiidae. The transcript has 13 exons. Gene Ontology annotation, biological process: RNA processing.
CCUCUUUCCUUUGGCUGAUGCUGCGGGGACCGGUGGGUCGAGUGUAAAGGCUGCCGCUAAUGGGAUUGCUGCUUAGAAAUUGUUGCCUUCCCGCUGAGCAGCUCCAGGUGAUGCAUAGGGCUUUGCCCGCAACCCGUUGAGCUGAUGACCGUGUGAUAGGAAUGGAGACAGAAAGUAUAAGAAGCAAAAUUUUGGAAAAAGAAACUACUGAACAAAGAAAGGAACGAGAAAAAAAGAAAAGAUCUAGAGUUAAACAGGUGCUUUCAGAUAUAGCAAAGCAAGUUGACUUCUGGUUUGGUGAUGUCAAUCUUCACAAAGACAAAUUUCUCCGAGAACAAAUAGAAAAAUCUAGAGAUGGAUAUGUUGACAUAUCGCUUCUGGUUUCUUUUAACAAAAUGAAAAAAUUAACCACUGACAGAAAAUUGAUUGCACGAGCAGUUAAAAGUUCAUCUGUUGUAGAAUUGGAUUUAGAAGGAACUAGGAUCAGAAGGCGGCAACCUUUGGGUGAUCAACCAAAAGAUGUGGAUAAUCGUACAGUAUAUGUGGAAUUGCUUCCUAAAAAUGUCAAUCACAGUUGGAUUGAACGGGUAUUUGGAAAAUGUGGCAAUGUAGUUUAUGUCAGCAUUCCUCGCUAUAAGACCUCCAAAGACCCCAAAGGAUUUGCGUUUGUGGAAUUUGAAACAAAAGAACAAGCAGAAAAAGCUAUUGAGUUCUUAAAUAACCCACCAGAAGAUGCACCAAGAAAACCUGGUAUGUUUCCCAAAACAGUAAAAAACAAAGCUGUUCUGACAUUGCCUACAAGUGAUUCUGCUGUAGUUGAAGAAAAGAAAAAGAAGAAAAAGAAAAAAUCUAAAACGAAGAAGGAAAACAGCCAGCAAACAAAUACUGGAGCAAAAGACUUAUACAUGGCCAUUUCUACAGAAUGCACAAAAAGUCACAGAACGAUAUCAGAGAGUUCUGAAACAGAAUUGUCAGAAAUCCAACGACACUCUUCAAAGAAAGAAAAGAAGAAACUUGAUAAAACACAAAACUCAGGAUUGGGAGAAACCAGAUCGGGAAAGAGGAAGCGGAGUCGCUCUGGUGAUGGAGAGAUGUCAGUUGUAAAAAUGAAGAAAAUUUCUCAGAAAGAUAAUGUUCAUUCUGCAAAGGAGGAAUCAGCAGAAGGGCUGGAUGAUUCCAAAGAAAUUUCUACUGAAGAAGAGAGAGAGACUGGUGAUAAGAAAGAAACCUCUCUUUCAAAGUCUAAAAGAAAACACAAGAAGAAACAUAAAGAGAGACAUAAGAUGGGAGAAGAAGUUAUUCCCCUGAGAGUUCUGUCAAAGAAUGAGUGGAUGCAGCUGAAACAAGAGUAUUUGACCCUACAGAAAGCCAGCAUGUCAUCUCUGAAAAAAGCAAUGGCCAAAACAAACACUGUGACUGUUGGAGCAAUGGAAACAGAUGUCUGUACGCCAGAUGACUCUGCAACAAGAAAUGGCAAAUCUAUCAGCAAUUAUGGUUUAGCUCCUGCUGAGAAGAUUCAUACAAUGGGACCCCAGUUUGAGAGUGGAGUGAUUGUGAAAAUCCUUAGUACUGACCCACUCCCAGGCAGGAAGCACAUCAAGGAUAUGCUAACAACACUAGCUAAUGUUGCUUAUGUUGAUCUGCUGGAAGGAGAUACAGAAUGUUAUGUGCGGCUUAAAGCACAUGGAGAUGCACAAAUUUUAAUAAACUCACAUAAAGAGCUGCAGACAAAGUACAACUGGAAACUUGAGAUCCUUUCAGGUGAUCAUGAACAAAGAUACUGGCAGAAGAUCUUGGUGGACCGACAGGCUAAACUUAAUCAACCUAGAGAAAAGAAGCGGGGCACAGAAAAAUUGAUAGCAAAAGCUGAAAAAAUGAGACUGGCAAAGACUCAAGAGAUAAGCAAGCAUAUCCGUUUCUCUGAGGAUGAGUAAAUUUAUGACUUCCAUGAAAUGUUUAUAAAGAAAGAAAAUAAACUUACGAUAAAGUAUCUCAUUGUUUCAUAAUGGAGUGAGACAAAUGAAAUUGUGCUGAAUUUGAUAAAAUGGAAUACUACUUGAGCCUGUUUGGAAAGAAUGCAUUGAACAAGCUCUUCUAUGAAUUUUUGCACAAAUAUUUAGUACACUGAAUUUUGUAAGUUGUUGUGAGAAUGAAAUAAAAAAUUGAAAUAA